UCAAAAGCAGCUGGCAUGCAUAUCGGCAGCUUGUAGAAAUAUCUCUUUUUGGUCCUUUUUCAACACUAUUUAUACCACAUCCCUGCUUCUGCUACAAAUCGUCUGUGUCUUUUCCUUCUUAGCUCGUCAGGCUUGACAUUUCCAGCUGUUCCGCAAUGGCUGCUUCCAAAGCCAUUCUCCUACUACUUGCUGCUCUUCUCUUUGUUACUACAAGGGCUUCUUCUUCAUCACUUGAGCACCAUGAAGAACUGAAGUUAAAGGCUGCUUAUUCCAAAGUCUUAGUACUUGCACCAGCUCCUUCUAAGCUUCCAAUAGUCAAGGCAUCGGCUCCACCACCCCUGGUCAAGGCUCCAGCACCAGCUGUUCCGAGGAUCAGGCCGCCCACUCUACCACCGGUUCCGGUGAUCAAGCCGCCCACUCUGCCACCAGCUCCGGUGAUCAGGCCGCCCACCCUACCACCAGCUCCGGUGAUCAGGCCGCCCACCCUACCACCAGUUCCGGUGAUCAAGCCGCCCACUCUACCACCAGCUCCAGUUGUCAAGCCACCCACUCCACCAACUCCUGUCAGUCCUCUGACCCCAGCGAAGCCACCCACUUACCCACCACUGCCCCCAGUUAAAUCCAAAGAGGAUUGCAUCCCUUUGUGUGACAAGAGGUGCCAAUUGCAUUCAAGGAAGAGAGUCUGCAUGAGAGCUUGCAUGACAUGCUGUGACCGCUGCAGAUGUGUUCCUCCCGGAACUUUUGGCAACCGGGAAAGAUGUGGCAAGUGCUACACUGAUAUGGUCACCCAUGGGAACAGAAGCAAGUGCCCUUGAAAACAAAUCACAGCUUUCUCUCGCUCUGUUAUUUUGAAUUUUAAGCCUGCCAUGUUUGCUUAAGACUGUAUGAGAGAGGAGAAGCGAGAAAAUAAUUGUUUUCCAGUGUCCUUUCUAGUUUCUUUCUACUGCAUCCUGCAUCUAUUGAAUGUGAAUGGGCAAUUACUAGUACUAGUAUGUAUAAUGUAUGGCCUCGGCUCUUUGAUUCAAAUUUUCAAUGUCGUGUAGCAGAUGUUAAUUAAUAUAUAUAUAUUAUUGUACUUUUUGGCCCUUGUUGGGUACAA
This is a messenger RNA of Prunus mume (Japanese apricot), 1099 nucleotides long. RefSeq names its product Gibberellin-regulated family protein. The record is from RefSeq and is a predicted model, not a curated record. NCBI's taxonomy places the organism in Eukaryota, Viridiplantae, Streptophyta, Magnoliopsida, Rosales, Rosaceae.